Malania oleifera is the source of this 333-nucleotide messenger RNA. RefSeq names its product glycine-rich protein 5-like. The transcript has a single exon. Bases 1 to 333 code for a protein of 110 amino acids. NCBI's taxonomy places the organism in Eukaryota, Viridiplantae, Streptophyta, Magnoliopsida, Santalales, Ximeniaceae. The record is from RefSeq and is a predicted model, not a curated record.
AUGGAACCUUGGGCAGCUGUACUCAUUGCUUUCUCUUGGCUUUUCUUCAUGGUAGUCCUUUUGGCUUGCCUCCGUUGUGGUUGCGGCGUCGGGAUUUCUGGGGGCGGCGGCGGUGAUAGGGGUCAUGGUGGCAUCGAAGGUGGUCAUGGCGUGAGUAUAGACAUUGGCGGCGGUGAUUGGGGUGGCGGAGGCGGUGAUUUCGGUGGUGGAGGAGGUUGCGAUGGCGGUGGCGGUGGAGGAUUUAGUGGCGGAGGUGGCUGUGAUGGUGGCGGUGGCGGAGGCGGAGGCGGCGGCGGAGGGGGCUGUGAUGGCGGAGGUGGAGGUGGGUGUUGA